AUGGGAGGAGGACGCAAAACCAAGCAUGGCGCGAAGGUAGCGCCAAUCUUCCACGCCCGCAGGGAGGAGAGCUCCUCACGUGGGGAAGAUGGCCGCGAUGAAGACUCUGACUCGGCGGCAAGCGAUACUAGCCGCAAAGCAGCCACGACACCUCUCACAAAAGAAGACCUCCGACACCUGCUGCAGGAGAUUAAAAUGAACAUGGCUGCCGAGUUCUCCAGACACCUGGCGCCCAUUACAGACAGCCUAAAUGAUCUUACACGCAGAACUACCGCCAUUGAAGACCAGCUAGACCGCACCUCCACGCGGUCACAGACAAAUGAGACUGCCAUCUCAGCACUGCAAGACCAGGUACGCCUGCUGGAAGAGGCCCAAGAAGACCUCAAUAACCGUUCCCGCUGUAACAACAUACGAAUUUGCGGGGUGCCAGAGACGGUUGGAAUAGAUACACUGGCCUCCACACUGAGAGAGCUUUUCUGCGGCCUACUCCCAGAGGCCUCACCGGCCGAGCUCCUACUAGACAGAGCCCACAGGGCCCUUAAAGCCCCUCUUCCUAACGCAACCCAGCCCAGGGAUAUUAUUAUCUGCAUGCACUAUUUCCAUAUUAAAGAGGCGCUGAUGAGAGCGGCAAGAGACACCCCACUCCAGAUAGAGGGGCACCAAGUAUGUUUCUAUCAAGAUUUAGCUCCAAGCACAAUACGCAAAAGAAGGGAACUUAGACCCCUAACCCUGGAACUGGCCAGGAGACACAUAAGAUACACAUGGGGCCACCCCUUCAAGCUACAAGUCAGACAAAAUAACCGUGUAUUCACUCUGCACAAUAUCUCCGAAGCAACAGAAUUCGCGGAACGCCUGGACCUUCCGGCCAUUGACCUCAACGCCGAACAGCCUGACAGACGCCCUGCAGGAAGGCUUUCUCCUAGGGGCCCAACACCGCACCCGACUAGGGCUCCAGCUCCCAGCAGCUCUUGCCCUCCACCGGCCAACUAA
Molecule: messenger RNA, 990 nt
Organism: Pelobates cultripes (western spadefoot toad)
Lineage: Eukaryota; Metazoa; Chordata; Amphibia; Anura; Pelobatidae
Source: the annotation of a GenBank genome assembly